GCAAGCCUGUUAGAUGGGACGCCCCGGCAGUCCGGGCGAGUUGAGGAGGCCUGGGCCCGGCUCUUUCCCGCCGGUGCUCUGAGUCCGGGGGCUCCGACCCGUAAAGAACUUGUGCAAAGAGUGGCACGUGUACUUCCAGAGCGCGACGAGAUCAGGAGCGUGCGGUCAGCUGGGCACCCGGGGGCGCGUCAGGCCUCCCAGCGCUCUUCCUCCGGGAGCAUGUCCAGAGACGAGUUCAGCAAGAAAGAUUAUUUUUCAGUCAGAAAUGUUCUAGCUUCAAUCCAAACCAAAGAAGAUCUGAACCUCAAGUUGAUAAGUGGAGAUGUUCUGUACAUCUGGGCCGAUGUCAUUGUCAACACCGUUCCCAUGAAUCUUCAGCUUGGAGGAGGAACACUAUCUUGGGCAAUUUUGCACAAAGCUGGUCCCAUGCUCCAGAAAGAGUUAGAUGCCACCAGGCAGGAAGCAGAGGAGAAAGUGGGUAGCAUAUUCAUGACAAGUGGCUGCAAUCUGGACUGCAAAGCUGUGCUCCAUGUGGUGGCUCCAGGCUGGGAUAAUGGAGCAGGGACUUCUUGGCAGAUCAUGGCAAAUAUAAUCGAGAAAUGUUUGACAACCGUAGAACAGCUGUCUUUCUCAUCAAUUACAUUUCCCCUGAUUGGAACAGGAAAUUUGCAGUUUCCCAAAGCUGUUUUUGCUAAACUAAUCCUUUCAGAAGUGUUCAAAUACAGUAGCAGAGCAAGGCCGAAAACUUUACAAGAAGUCCACUUUCUGGUACAUGCAGAUGAUGAUGAAGGCUAUCAGGCAUUUUUAGAUGAAUUCACAAAAUGGUCAAGAAGAAAUCCCAACAAAGCCAGGAUUCCCGUGGCUGGAGAUACCCAAGGUACCUUGGGGACUGUCUCUAAUCCUUGGUUCACAGCAUAUGAAAUGAAAAUUGGUGCAAUUACUUUUCAGGUUGCUACUGGAGAUAUAACUGAAGAAAAGGUAGAUGUUAUUGUAAACUCAACAACAAGGAUAUUUAGUCUGAAAUCAGGUGUGUCAAAGGCUAUUUUAGAAGGUGCUGGACCAGCUGUGGAAAAUGAAUGUGCUAUACUAGCUGCACAGCCUCACGGAGAUUUCAUAAUUACACAAGGUGGAGGCUUAACAUGUGAAAUAAUAAUUCAUGUUCUUGGGGAAAAUGAUGUCAGGAGAACGGUCACCAGUGUUCUAGAAGAGUGUGAACAGAGGAAGUACACCUCAGUUUCCCUUCCAGCCAUUGGAACAGGAAACGCCAGAAAAAACCCAGUCACAGUUGCUGAUAACAUAAUUGAUGCUAUUGUAGACUUCUCAUGGAGACAUUCCACCCCAUCAUUAAAAACAGUUAAAGUUGUCCUCUUUCUACCCGAGCUGCUAAAUGUAUUCUAUGACAGCAUGAGAAAGAGAGACAUCACCGCAUCACCGACCUUUCAAUUCACAUUCUCCACGACUACAUAUAAUCUUCCUGAACACUGGACUGACAUGAAUCAUCAGCUGUCUUGCAUGGUCCAGCUACACCCAGGACAAUCAGAAUAUAAUACCAUAAAGGACAAGUUCACCCAAACUUGUUCUUCCUACACAAUAGAGAAGAUUGAGAGAAUACAGAAUGCGUUUCUUUGGCAGAGCUACCAGGUAAAGAAAAAGCACAUGGAUAUCAAGAAUGGCCAUGUGAAUAAUGAGAGACUCCUCUUCCAUGGGACAGAUGCAGACUCAGUGCCCCACAUCAAUCAGCACGGCUUUAAUCGAAGUUAUGCUGGGAAGAAUGCUGUAACCUAUGGAAAAGGAACCUAUUUUGCUGUGGAUGCCAGCUAUUCUGCCAAGGACACCUACUCCAGGCCAGACAGCAGUGGGAGAAAGCACAUGUACAUUGUGCGAGUACUUACUGGAGUCUACACGCAGGGACAUGCAGAAUUAGUUACUCCUCCACCCAAGAAUCCUCACAGUGCCACAGAUCUCUUUGACUCGGUGACAGACAAUACACUAUAUCCAAGGCUAUUUGUGGUAUUCUUUGAUAAUCAGGCUUACCCAGAAUAUCUCAUAACUUUCAGGUGUUAAAAAUAUUUUCACCAUCAAAGAGAUGAUUUAAGUAAUCUGUAAGAACAAUGUGCAAUCUUUGUCUUUGCUUUUGGCUUGUUUAAGCAGACAAAACUUUCCCUUUCAGGUGCUAACAUGCUGAAAAUUACCUUUUUAAAAUGCUCUGUCGCUGCAAUUUGUAGCAUACCUUUUUUUCUGAGCAAAUUGAUGGAUGGAAGCUGAGAAAUGUGUGGUAAAUGUCACAGUUACAGCUACAACUAUUCAUAGACACCAGAUCUCUAGGAGAAUAAAAAGCACAUUAUUCUUUUCUAUCAGAAAAAAACAAGAUACAUCAUCUUAAAGCCAAAAUGACAUUGUUCUUCCUGGAACAUGUUAAGGCCUCAAACUGUGGCAGGUUAAACUGUACUACUUAAGUGGAGAGGCUACUGUUACACAUCUUUAAUAGCUGGGGAUUUCACCUUAUUAAGAUAAACUUGUCAAUAGUUCAGCUGAAAUGACUGAAUCACAGAAUAUUACCUCAACUCUGUUAUGGAACACAUCAUAACAGAUUUUACCUCAUGACACAACAGCUGGCUUACUCCAGAGUGAGCAACUCAAGAGAGCAAGGCAGAAGCCACCAAGUCUUUAUGACUGAAGUCAUACACUACCGAGAACCAGCUCGGUCGGGAGACUCCCACCCAGGCAGGCUGAAGGUAUUUAAGAGGCAGACACUCAGAUAACACAACAGAGGGGACCUAUCCUGGGGACCAACAGCCUGACAGCCCGUGGGGCUGACAGCUUUCCAGGGCUGAAGGCCCUGAGCAGAGCUUCAUCCACGUAUUUAUUUGCUCUUUGACAGGUGAUUCUUAUUAAUACACAGGUGUUCUACAUAUUCACAUAACUCAGGAAUAUACCAGGUAGGCAGCUGUUACCCACCUACCGCUAAUAACAACCUAAAAGUAACUUCAUUGGGGGAGGCUAAACUUAAUGUUUCUCAACAAUACACCAUCUUUUCUGAAGUAUACUAUUGAUUACUUGGAUCAGCUUGUUCAAUCCGGGAGGGAAUUACACAAGGGCCUGAAUACACACUGGCAAGGCUCAUUGGGGGCCAUCUUGGAAGUUGGAUGAUUGAGCAAAUGAAUGCACAAAUAGAAUGUUAGCAGUAAAAAUGAUGUUAGAGAUCCCCUACUCCACUGUCCCCUUGUCCUUCUCCCCCAGCCUUCCCCUGCUCCCAGGCAGGAAGCCCUCUAACCUGUGCUUGAUCACUUUCAGCACUCAGCAUCUUGAGGAAACCUAUUCCACUGUAGGACAGCGUUAUUUACUGGAAAACUUUUUUUUUUUCAAAAGUUGAAAUCAGUUCCUCUAUGUCUAUUAUCUACUGAUCACUGUCCAGACCUAUGGAGGACACAGAAUAAGUUUUAUUCCUCCUACUGAUGGUAGCCUUUCAGAUCUAUCCCUUUCCUCUAGUAUAUUAGAGUCACAUAAAUUCUUAAAAUGCUUAACAGCUCAUUUCUCCUGAAGCAUCACUUGUGAAGAGUUACAGACAUUUAAGAAGUAUUUGCGUUAUUAUAAAUAAAUUACAUGCACAUUUAAAGAGGACAGAAGACUAUAAAGAAAAAUAACUCACCAAACUCACUCGUAAUUCCAGCACUGAGGGAAAACCACUGCCAGUUUCUCAUGUUUUCCCUUCCAGUUUCUUCUCCAUCCAAAUUCAACAAAGUCAAAAUCACAUUUU
Messenger RNA from Saimiri boliviensis boliviensis (Bolivian squirrel monkey), 3757 nucleotides. It is a transcript of the gene PARP15, whose product is annotated as poly(ADP-ribose) polymerase family member 15. Gene Ontology annotation, cellular component: cytoplasm; nucleus. Lineage: Eukaryota; Metazoa; Chordata; Mammalia; Primates; Cebidae. Gene Ontology annotation, biological process: negative regulation of gene expression; protein poly-ADP-ribosylation. Gene Ontology annotation, molecular function: NAD+ poly-ADP-ribosyltransferase activity; transcription corepressor activity. The record is from RefSeq and is a predicted model, not a curated record.